ACUUGACCCCAUAUUUGUGCACUCUCGACUUAGUUCGAUACUCUUCCGCCUAGUUUCCUAGGCCCCGGGUUCCUUAACCCAACAUUGGUGCUCUAGUUGAGAGUGUCGAACACAUCAAGCGUGCUCCAAGAAAUGGUUGCGUCAAGAAGAGUGACUAGGUCAUCUACCGCCAACGUCGGUGGUGGUCUCAGGAUGAUCGUCACGGCUCCGAUCGGCGCAGGACAUGACGAUUUGGACGUUAGCCUCAACGACGUCGCCAACCAGAACACCACUCUACGUCACCGCAUUCCCAGGCAGCAAACGAAGAAUGCUGGGGUCUCAAGCACCAACCCAGCGGGUGCCUACCCAAGGCGCUGGCGUUCUGACUCAACCUUCUCCCAGCGGGCUCAUGCAGGGAGGAGGCAUGGUGUUGCCCGGUGACUUCAACUCACCGCUUUUCCAGUUUGGGGAGACCUCCGGUGCGAGGGCCCUAGGCCUAGAUUCCAACGGUUUUUGGGCCAUGAUGAGUGCGAUGAUGUUCAAUCAGCCCAUGACCGGUUUCCACAUGCCGGUCACGAUGCAGCAGCCGACGUUCCAGCCUGAGGGACGUCGGGAAGUCCAGCAGAACGUGGUGGAAAGCGCAGAGCUUUUCUUCCAACAUCUAAAGAAUCUGAUGACGGACUCCCGCGUGAACACUUCGGCGGGAGGACCCGAGAAUAAGGAGUUGAGCCGCUCCCAGCAGCGGGAUAACGGCAAGGGCCCGGAGCGUAGGGCCAACAAGAAGCAAGCUAGCGAUCGAGACAAGGAUACGGAAAGUAAGCGCCAUGAACCCUUGAAGGAAGGACAGGGUGAGAGUGAGUCGCACGUGUCCGUGUUCAGCCGGAUGCGAGUGCCGGCCACGGGACGGUUGCAUGGACGGCAGAAUACCUUCCUGCAGGACGGAGCAGGGAAGAUCAGGAUGCCCUACGAAGAUCAGUGUGACCGACACAAAGAGAAUAGCUUCCAAAUGCCACCAAUACCGAGGUAUGACAGAACUGCCGACCCGCAGGAGCAUUUCAACCGAUACCAAACCCUCAUGAACGUGGUGACGUUCUCAGAGGAGGUCCUUUGCAGAUCGUUCCCCGCCACUCUCGACGGGUUGGCGUCUGAGUGGUUCAAUGAACUGCCUGAGGGGAAGAUCGAUUCUUGGGAAAAUUUGGUGUGGAGGUUCCUAGUGCACUUCGCCAGCAACAAGAAGAAGAAGAAGCUGCAUUUCUCGCAUCUCCUGUCAAUCAGACAGAGGCCAGACGAGCCGUUGAGGGAAUUCCUGGCGAGGUGGAAGCUGGAAACCACUAGAGUUUACGGAGCAGAUGAUAAAACCAGGUUAUCCACCUUUCAUCUGGUCUUACGAUCGGGUGACUUCUCCAAGCGUCUGGCUUUGGAGAAGCCGAGGGAGUAUGCCAUCGCACUAGCCAUGGCAGAGGACGAAGCCGAAGCGGAAGAGUUGGAGGCAAACAAGAAGAAAGAGGAGGCAGGAAGACUUGGGCCCAUUUUGACGGCGGCAAAGCCUACGCCGAGGAAGGUCACUAUCGAUGAGCGGCCGCAUUUGCCAGUCGGACACCGUUUUCGAAAGGGCAGAGAUCCGCGUGACCGACGGUCCUUCGGAAAAGACGUGUACGAAGAGGGGGCCGAGGACAGAAAACCUUAUCCCCCCAAGGGUCCCAAGCUGUUAUUUCCGGAUGAGCUUACACCUCUUACACACCCCGUCAGCGCCAUCCUAGAUUUCGCCGAGCAUCAAGGCUUGGUGGAAUAUGACCUUAGAUUUCCUCCGAUUUGCACCGUCGGUGAGGGUCCUUAUUGCAGGUUUCACAGAGCAGCUGGCCAUGACACAGACGCGUGUAAGGUCCUCAAGAGGGAGAUCGAGAACUUGAUCCAGGCCGGGUACCUAAGACAGUUCGUCAAGAAGAAGAACACCUGGCGCAAAGACGAUGGAAAGAAGAAUGUGGAUAACCGAGGGAAGAAACCGGCGGGAACCCAGCAGAAGAAGAGGAAGGAGAUAGGCCUUCCGAGUGAUGAAGAAGAAGAAACUAACCCUAGACAGAAGAGGGUUGAAGAGAGCCUAAUGAUCUACGGUGGUAACAUCAGAGGGGACAGUGCCGAGCAAAGGAAGAAAUGGGUGCACUCGGCCUACGUCGGGGACGUUUGGAGCGCACCUGGACCGUCAAAAGUCACGAAGACAGAGCCCCUCCUCUUCGGUCCCAAUGACCUGCCUGAGAUCCCAUCCCCGCACAGAGACGCCCUGGUCGUCAAGUGCGAGAUCAAUGAGGUGAUAAUUCACCGUUGCUACGUUGAUAACGGGAGCUCGGUCAACAUCAUGUAUGUGAAGACAUUUGAGGAGCUGGGGUUGAAGAAAGAGCUCCUGAAAAGAGUAAGGACCCCCUUGUCCGGAUUCACAGGAGACAUCAUUAAUUCAGAGGGCCUGAUCGAGGUGAUGGUCACCUUCGGUGAUGGGGAACACAAGAAGACCAUUCCGGUCGAGUUCAUGGUGGUGCGACUCCUUAGAUCCCACAAUCUGAUUCUGGGCCGGCCUGCACUGGAAGAUCUCGAUUCUGUAACGUCUGUGAAAUACCUAUGCAUGAAGUUCCCAACUGAUUCGGGAGUGGGAGUGUGCAGAGGAAACCAGAAGCUUGCCCGGCUCUGUUACCAAAAGCAGAUGAAGAAGAUGGAUGCCUAAUAUCUAUGGGUGGACAGCAUUGUUACGGCACUCUUAAAGGAAGAAGAAGGACGCCCUCAAGCCGAGCCGGCCGAGGAAACAGAAGAUGUGGUGAUAAUGGAGGAUCAGCAGGAGAAGAAGAUCAAGCUCGGUGGUGAAGAAUUUUGGUUUAACUCAAAAUUCCCGUAGUAGUAAAGGGAACAGACUAGA
Messenger RNA from Cuscuta campestris, 2881 nucleotides. Lineage: Eukaryota; Viridiplantae; Streptophyta; Magnoliopsida; Solanales; Convolvulaceae. The record is from the annotation of a GenBank genome assembly.